AUGGCCCAAAACAUGUACGACAACCCGGCGUUUUUCAACGAGUACAGACAAUUACCGCGAUCGGUGCACGGGCUCGAUGGCGCUCCAGAAUGGCCUACACUGCGUCGACUGGUCGGGGAUAUCCAGGGGGCGCGCGUGCUCGAUCUGGGGUGCGGCUUCGGCUGGUUCUGUCGGUGGGCGGUGAAGGAGGCUGCUGCGCGGUCGGCGCACGGCGUCGACAUCUCAGAGAACAUGCUCCGACGGGCACGAGAGAUGCCGGCGGCAGAAGAGGAAAAGAGUCUGAUCACCUACGAACGGUCGGAUCUUGAACAGGGACUCGAGCUGGCGCCAGGGUCGUACGAUUUCGUGUAUAGUUCGCUCGCACUGCACUACCUGCCCACCGACGCCCUUCGGAGGUUGCUCGCACAGGUCUUUGCAUGCCUCGACAACACCAGCACCAUCGCCCCAGGCCGAUUUGUCUUCUCGGUCGAACACCCCGUGCUCACGGCGCCGGCAGACGCGUCGUGGAGGCGCGAUGAGCAGGGCCGCGUCUUCUGGCCGCUGAACCGGUACUGGGACGAGGGGCUCCGUGUGACGGACUGGCUGGCCGACGGGGUCAGGAAGUACCACCGCACCGUGGAGACGUACGUCUCGCUGUUGCUAGAGGCAGGCUUUGUGCUCGAAAGCCUCAAAGAGUCCUGGGACGGGUUGGAUCUCAGGACGAAAGUGGACGAGGGCGGCGAGGCGCAUCGUCCGUAUUUCUUGCUCGUUGCGGUGUCGAAGCCUGUUUUCCCAGUAGUCGAGUCUUAA
Messenger RNA from Fonsecaea nubica, 789 nucleotides. RefSeq lists its product as hypothetical. The transcript has a single exon. The coding region runs from base 1 to 789 and encodes 262 amino acids. Lineage: Eukaryota; Fungi; Ascomycota; Eurotiomycetes; Chaetothyriales; Herpotrichiellaceae. The record is from RefSeq and is a predicted model, not a curated record.